AUGAAAUUAUUAUUUUCUUUAUUUGCCUUUUUCUGUAUUACUUUAACAUAUGGAUCUGUAGUUGAAUUGACUGAUUCAAAUUUUUACAAUAAAAUUGAUGACUAUGAAAUUGCUCUCGUCAAAUUUUAUGCUCCAUGGUGUGGACAUUGUAAACGUAUGGCUCCAGAAUUUGAUAAAGCAGCAAUAAAAUUAAAGACCAAUGAUCCACCAGUUACUCUUAUUAAAGUAGAUUGUACUGUUGAGAAGAAAGUUUGUGAGGACUACAAAGUUCAAGGAUUUCCAACACUUAAAAUAUUCAGAAGAGGUGUUAUUUCAGCUGAUUAUGAAGGACCAAGAGAUGCUGAUGGUAUUGUCAAAUUUAUGCGUGGACAAUCUGGCCCAUCUUCAAAAGAACUUAAGACUGUUGCUGAAUUUGAUAAGUUUAUUGCUGAUGAAGAUCAAUCUGUAAUUGGUUUCUUUGAAACAGAAAGCAAAUUAAAGGAUUCCUUCCUUAAAGUUGCCGACACAGAAAGAGAUCGUUUCCGUUUUGCUCAUACAUCUAGUAAAGAUCUUUUAGAAAAACAUGGAUUCAACGAUGACAUUGUUGUAUUCACACCCAAAAAACUCCAAAAUAAAUUUGAAUCUCAUGAACAUAAAUAUGAUGGAAAUUACGAUACCGAUAAAAUCAAGACUUUCCUUAUUCAUGAAUCUACCGGUCUAGCUGGAAUCCGUACUCAAGGGAACUUAUUCCAAUUCACAAGACGUCCUUUAUUUGUUGUUUACUAUAAUGUUGAUUAUGUUAAGGACCCAAAGGGAUCUCAAUACUGGAGAAAUCGUGUUUUGAAAGUCGCUCAAGAUUUUAAACGUAAAGCUUACUUUGCUGUCUCAGCAAAAGAAGAAUUUGGUGAAGAAAUUGAAUCAGUAGGUCUCGGUGAAAGAAAGGAAUCAGAUAAACCAAUUGUUGCUGCAUUGACUAGUGAAGGUAAAUUCCCAAUGCAAACAGAAUUCUCUGUUGAAAAUCUUAAAAAAUUCGUAGAGUCUGUUCUCGAAGGAAAGAGUGAACCUUAUAUGAAAUCAGAACCUGUUCCUGAAACUCAAAGUAAUCUUAAAGUUGCUGUUGGAAGAAACUUCAAGGACCUUAUUUUGGAUGCUGAAAAAGAUGUUCUCAUUGAAUUUUAUGCUCCAUGGUGCGGACAUUGUAAAAAUUUAGCACCAAAAUAUGAAGAAUUAGCCGAUAAACUUGCAGAUGAAGACAUUAUUAUUGCCAAGAUGGAUGCCACUGCCAAUGAUGUACCUCCAAUGUUUGAAGUUAAAGGAUUCCCAACCAUUUAUUGGAUUCCAAAGAACACAAAAAUUCCAGUUCAAUAUUACGGUGGGCGUGAAGUUAAUGAUUUUAUCAAAUUUAUUGCCUCCAAAUCUUCUGAUGGUCUUAAAGGAUAUGAUAAAUCCGGCAAGAAAGUAAAGGCUGAACUUUAA
Messenger RNA from Strongyloides ratti, 1455 nucleotides. Its product is annotated as Protein disulfide-isomerase A3. Gene Ontology annotation, biological process: response to endoplasmic reticulum stress; protein folding. Gene Ontology annotation, molecular function: protein disulfide isomerase activity. The transcript has a single exon. Gene Ontology annotation, cellular component: endoplasmic reticulum. The coding region runs from base 1 to 1455 and encodes 484 amino acids. Lineage: Eukaryota; Metazoa; Nematoda; Chromadorea; Rhabditida; Strongyloididae. The record is from RefSeq and is a predicted model, not a curated record.